CUUAGAGUCAUUAAAUACAUAUAAAUUGCUAUCAAAAGGAAGUGGUUUUAUUGUGAAGAUUGUGCUUUUAACAAUGUCUACAGUUAAUGUUCGCUAUCUACAAAUUGUGGUCUUAAUAUGGACAACAGCUGGUUUUGGUAUUUCCUCAUGCAGUCUUCUCAGGCAAAACAGAGACUAUAUCACAAUUGAAGAUUUCAAAAACAUUUCUUUAAGUCUGCUUAAUGUAAAUGAUUCCGUGAAUGGACAGAUCCAGUACCCGUGUUACAUCCGAGUGGGAUGUUUUCGGAACGAAGGAAAUACACAGCCUUUAGCAACUGCAGAAGUGUUUGUUCUUGUGCGAAGGGAAAACACGUCUCACGCCUACUCAUAUUAUGGAUGGGGAAAUCAAUAUUUGGGUUUUCGAAAAGGAAUAACCGGUGCUGAUGGAUUUGCCUGUAUACCGACACUUUGCAAGACUGAAGCUCUUAUAUUCACACAGAUGGAAGGACAACGCCUGACGACUCUGCCAAAAUAUCUCCCCCAAAGAUAUUUUUACAGAACUCAAACUCGGAACGAAGAAAUAGUGAUCGCCCCAAGAGACAGGGGAAUGUUUCUUGGGAAAAGUGGUCCAGUUUACCAUAAAAGUGAAUUUGACAUUUGCAAUAGGGCUACAAAGGACGAUAGUUGGUACAUAUCAUUUGCCUAUCUAUCCAUCCCUGACUCCCUAGUACAAACACAACCAAAUCCACACCUACCACUCUCCUGGUAUUCUUCCAGACCACAGGAGCCGUCUUUUAAAUCUUGUUUUCUGAAGGUGCUAGUUAGGACCUCUAGUUAUGGUGUAACGAUUACAGCAACAAGCAGAAAUGAAAGGAACGUGUUGUAUGGAACAUAUACAACGGGGCCGAAACCACAACCGGGAAGCUCUGACACUGAAACUCGUGCUGCCUGCGUGGAAUAUCGCUGUCCAACAGAUUCAAAGGUGACUGUGAACGUCACCGUCUCUGACGCUGAAUUCCUGUGUACAUCGAAACCAAGCUCAGCGCCAAUGAAAGUGUUAACGAAAGACAAUACAUUUCAACUAAGUUUAAAUCCACGAGAUAACUUUCGCCCUGCUGAUGGUAUCUAUGUUGCUUUCACAUCAGUCUUACUUGCAAAGCAAAUGUGUACAGCUGGAUCAUCAGAUAUUGAAAGCAAUUUCAAUGCCAAUCCGUCUGUAAACACGUUCAUUGAAUUUUCCUGUCAAUCACCAAAACACUUUCCAGUUGGUUGAAUGAAAAAAUGAAAAAUGAUCUUGCCAUUUUAAGGUUUUGUGUCCAUUGCAAUCAAACGUAUGAACCAAUAAAAAUAUUUCCUUUUUAA
Molecule: messenger RNA, 1341 nt
Organism: Ostrea edulis (European flat oyster)
Lineage: Eukaryota; Metazoa; Mollusca; Bivalvia; Ostreida; Ostreidae
Exons: 4
Coding region: 74-1252 (392 amino acids)
Source: RefSeq, a predicted model, not a curated record